Molecule: messenger RNA, 282 nt
Organism: Macrosiphum euphorbiae (potato aphid)
Lineage: Eukaryota; Metazoa; Arthropoda; Insecta; Hemiptera; Aphididae
Source: the annotation of a GenBank genome assembly
AUGCAACAGCAGCAGUUCGCCGCACAGUUAGCGCAUUCGGGCGGCCGGCACUUGAACCUCCGGCGGUCCAUGUCACCGGGCGCGGUCAGCACCACCGGGUCCGAAUCGAGCAUCAGCCUGGGCGCCCCGUCGCCCGGCCCGCCGUCCAUGCCACCGCUGCCGCUCCAGUCGCUGCCGCCCCCGCCGCUCCAGCUGACCGGCGACCCGCCCCGCAUCGGCCUCACCAACCCGUCACCGUGCACGUUACCGCAACCGCUGGCGCUGCACAGACCGUUCACGUGA